Messenger RNA from Poecilia latipinna (sailfin molly), 585 nucleotides. It is a transcript of the gene atp5mc3a, whose product is annotated as ATP synthase membrane subunit c locus 3a. The transcript has 5 exons. Gene Ontology annotation, molecular function: proton transmembrane transporter activity. The coding region runs from base 154 to 573 and encodes 139 amino acids. The record is from RefSeq and is a predicted model, not a curated record. NCBI's taxonomy places the organism in Eukaryota, Metazoa, Chordata, Actinopteri, Cyprinodontiformes, Poeciliidae. Gene Ontology annotation, biological process: proton motive force-driven ATP synthesis; proton transmembrane transport.
UUUUGGUGACGUGACCUUCCACUUACAUCCGGGUCUCUUGUACAUCACGACGCGCAGGCGCUCUCUCCUCCACUGUGGUUCGACCUCUGCAGUCGAGAGACCCGGGCUUCUACCAGAUUUGACCGAACCGGUUAAAACUACCUAAAGUACAAGAUGUAUGCCUGUGCAAAGUUUGUGUCCACGCCGGCUGUGGUGCGUGCUGGUUCCCGGGCUCUUUACAGACCCCUGUCUGCCUCUGUACUGUCCAGGCCUGAGGCCAAAACAGAGAGCACGGUUGCUGUGAUGCCACAGAAUCCCCUCACCCAGGUUUCUCUGAGAGGCUUCCAGACCAGUGCCAUCAGCCGGGACAUUGACACUGCUGCCAAGUUUAUUGGAGCAGGAGCUGCCACAGUUGGAGUUGCUGGAUCUGGUGCUGGAAUUGGGACUGUGUUUGGUAGUCUCAUUAUUGGCUAUGCCAGGAACCCAUCUCUGAAGCAGCAGCUGUUCUCCUAUGCCAUCCUGGGGUUUGCUCUGUCUGAAGCUAUGGGACUCUUCUGUUUGAUGGUCGCUUUCCUUAUCCUGUUUGCUAUGUAAAAUCAUCCCCCU